AUGGUGGACUACUACGAGGUGCUGGGCGUGCCCCGCCAGGCCUCGUCCGAGGCCAUCAAGAAGGCCUACCGCAAGCUGGCCCUCAAGUGGCACCCGGACAAAAACCCUGAGAACAAGGAGGAGGCGGAGAGGAGGUUCAAACAGGUGGCCCAGGCCUACGAGGUCUUGUCCGACGCCAAGAAAAGGGACGUCUACGACCGCUGUGGCGCGGCGGGAGUGGAGGGCCGCGGCGGCGGCAGGCCCUUCGAACGCCCCUUUGAGGGCGUCUUCAGCUUCCGCGACCCGGCCGAGGUCUUCAGGGAGUUCUUCGGGGGCUGGGACCCGUUUUCCUUUGACUUCUUCCCAGACCCUCUUGAGAACAUUAUGGGGGGUCGGAGGAGCUCCCGAGUGAGCAGAAACAGAGGGUCUGCACCCCUUUUCUCCACCUUCAGUGAAUUUCCAGCAUUCAGAGGUGGUGUGUCUUCUUUUGAUACAGGAUUUACUUCCUUUGCUUCCUUGGGGAAUGGGGGCCUUUCUUCCUUCUCCAUGUCUUGUGGUGGUGGCGGUGGUGGGAGGGGCACCUUUAAGUCCAUGUCGACUUCCACCGAAAUCAUUAAUGGCAAAAAGAUCACCACCAAGCGAAUCAUUGAGAAUGGCCAAGAGAGGGUAGAAGUGGACGAAGACGGAGAGUUAAAGUCCCUGAUAAUAAAUGGCAAAGAGGAGUUGCUGCGAAUUGACCCCAGGUGA
Messenger RNA from Phacochoerus africanus (Common warthog), 726 nucleotides. Its product is annotated as dnaJ homolog subfamily B member 3-like. Bases 1 to 726 code for a protein of 241 amino acids. Gene Ontology annotation, molecular function: Hsp70 protein binding; ATPase activator activity. The transcript has a single exon. Gene Ontology annotation, cellular component: cytosol; endoplasmic reticulum membrane. Lineage: Eukaryota; Metazoa; Chordata; Mammalia; Artiodactyla; Suidae. The record is from RefSeq and is a predicted model, not a curated record. Gene Ontology annotation, biological process: protein refolding; positive regulation of proteasomal ubiquitin-dependent protein catabolic process.